UUGAUCGCUAAACGAACGACUCCCGCACCACCUAUCUUAGCUGACGGACACCUGACGGGCAUUUAUUCGAACCGAAGCGUGAACAUAAUCAGCUGACUGCGCUGUUGUAACUGCGGUCAUAAACAUCAAACAAGCAUGUUGCGGACAGCAUUUAGUAGACCCCUGGUUGGGCUUCGUACGUUCUUCACGCAUUCUACACACUCUAAGCGGCCAAGUCUCAACAUUACCGAACCACUCAACUAUGUUGGAGGAAGGCAGACGGCUCCACGGGAUGCCCUAGCUUCAUUCCAAGUGCAGGACCCAGCAACAGGGGACGUCAUUUGCACCUGCCCUGGAUCAGGCCAAGUUGAUAUCGACAAGGCUGUCGAGGUUGCAAGGCAGGCGUUUGUGGGUUGGUCAGAGACGCCAGGUGUUGAAAGAGCGAGGAUUUUGACCAGUGCAGCAAAGAAACUGAGAGAACGGAUUGAGAUCGUUUCUGAAAUGGAAUCCAGGGAUUGCGGCAAGCCGAUCUGGGAGGCGCGAGUCGACAUCGAGGCAGCAGCAGAUUCGUUCACGUACAUGGCUGGCCAUGCUGCAACGACAUCCGGCGUCGGGCAGCACGUGCGGCUUCCUGGCGGCUCGUUCGCGAUGGUGUGUCGCGAGCCGAUCGGCGUAUGCGCGGCCAUCGGCGUCUGGAACUUCCCGCUGCUCACCGUUCCUGGAAGGCGGGUCCAGCGCUCGCCUGCGGCAGACACGAUGGUCUACAAAACCGUCGCCGCUCACUCCGCUCACCGCGUCAUCGUUGCCGAGAUAUUCGAGGACGCGGGCUGCGAAGGGCGUCUUCAACGUCGUGCAGGAGCUGGGGAUACUGAGACAUGCUUUGCCGUCAUCAAGAUGUCUCGAAGGUGUCCUUCACAGGCAGUGUUGCUGUUGGCUUCUAGCGGACGCGCCAUUGUGCACAAAUACACCAUCAGGAUAGAGAAGGUGUGUUCCAACGCAACAAGAGUGUAUGUGCAGUCGAGCAUUAUGGAGCAAUUUGUGACCAAGCUCAUCAGGGAGACAGAGGGACUGAAGAUCGGUGAUCCACUAGAAGAAGAUACUCGUAUUGGUGCCACCAUCUCUCAGAAGCAGCUCGACAAAGUUGUUGCUUUCGUCGGGCGGGCCAUCGAGGAGGGAGCCAAGGUGGAGACGGGUGGCAAGCGCUUUGUGCCGACCGACCCGCAUCUCGAGAACGGCUUCUACUUUUCGCCGACGAUCAUGACGAACUGCCGCGACACGAUGCAGAUCGUUAACGAGGAGAUCUUCGGCGCCGUCGUCACGAUACUGCCAUUCGAGACCGAGGAGGAGGUGGUGACGCGAGCGAACAACACGCGGCUAGGACUCGCCGGCGGAGUCUUCACCAGGGAUGUGCAGCGUGCCCACAGGGUAGCCAAUAGGCUGCAAGCUGGAGGCAUUUGCAUCAACAACUACAACAUCUACCCACCCGAGGUACCCUUCGGUGGACACAAAAUGUCCGGAAUCGGCCGAGAGAAUGGUUACGCUGUCAUUGACCAUUACACACAGUUGAAGACUAUAUACGUAGAGAUGAACAAUGUAGAAAGUCCCUUCACAGGCUGAGACUAGAGGCAGUUUUUACCAUAUGUUGUUGGCCACUGGCAAGAAUGUUACAUGAGCUGGUGUUGCUAAACUUUGCCAGACAUUGGUGAAACCAAGUGAUUUUGCAGCAGCCUGCUGCAAACUGGCACGACUAACUGAUAUUACCAUUUCAAUACCGAGUGAUAAUGUUUAGGCAGGUAAAAAUCCACUCUUCAGCAGAAAAUUUAAGAACCCGGUAAUAAAACAUUACCGUGAUAUUAAUGUGAUUAUGUAAUAACACGGUAAUACUGAAUGGAUGAUUAAUAUUCUCUUUGUUAUGUUUGCUGUAUUUCGAUAUACGAUGCAAUCGAUCAUAUUUUUGCAGCAUGUUGUGCAGACUAUAUAAAGAUGUCGCAAAUAUAAAUCCAGUAUUUGGCUCGUGGGGUAACAUUUUUAUUUGUUAGCAUGUGAAGUCAACAAUCACGUGGGGCGUAACAAUCCCGAAUUUAAUUUCAAUCAGGAUUAGUUGCUUCAGCAGACUAUUGUAUUUAAGAUGUGAUCAUCUCCAAGACGUCAGCAAAUUUGUAAAUUUGUAGCCAGGCAUCGAUGCAUGUGUGGGUAGGUUAAUUUUGAACACCUGGUUAAGAAGUCGAGAUGAAUUAUUUUAUAAACUGGUUUUGGAAAUUAAUAUGGGACCAGGAUUAGUUUGUUUCCACCUUGCUGUAGUUUUCUCAGACAAUCAAUGGUCGAAUAAUUAUGCAUUUACAGUUCAUAUAAACGUAAAAGGUUAUUGACAAGCAUAGUAUGUAACAGUGUACGUACAACUUGUAACAGUGUAUUUAUGAAGUAGUCAAUUGCACAAACCUCUUUGUAAUAACAGUUAUCGAUGUUCUGGUGAAAAUGGUGUUCAGCAUUGGAUAGCAGCUAGACAACCUAUAGUCAUGUUUGUUUAUCUGUAGGCGAGUGUUUAUUACUAAUUGUAAUAGAGGAUAUGCUUGAGGUUGUAGUUGCUAUUUGUGUGUGUGGUGUAAACAUUUUAUUAUUAAUGACAAUACAUUUAUGGAGAAAAUAACUAUUGUAUACACACUUGAUAAUAGCUCAGAGUAAUAUAGACAUUACCACUAUGCUGCAUGUACUCACAAAUUUAAUGGGCAGCACUAUGGCAGUUGUCCAAGCCACAGUAAUGCUAAUGCAAUUUGGGUUACUGAUGAAAAUAAUACAAGACUGAACGAACUGAUUGAGCGAUCGCAUGUUGAAGGCUACUGAAAUACAUAUCCGUGUUCAUUUACAACUUCGAUAAAUCCUGUAGUGGAGCCCAACGGAUACUAAUGCGAGAAAGCAGGAUGUUGAAUAAUAAAUACUUGUAGACGA
This is a messenger RNA of Priapulus caudatus, 2925 nucleotides long. RefSeq names its product aldehyde dehydrogenase family 9 member A1-A-like. Gene Ontology annotation, molecular function: aminobutyraldehyde dehydrogenase (NAD+) activity; 4-trimethylammoniobutyraldehyde dehydrogenase (NAD+) activity. The record is from RefSeq and is a predicted model, not a curated record. Lineage: Eukaryota; Metazoa; Priapulida; Priapulimorpha; Priapulimorphida; Priapulidae. The coding region runs from base 136 to 1596 and encodes 486 amino acids. The transcript has 11 exons.